Condylostylus longicornis is the source of this 2445-nucleotide messenger RNA. It is a transcript of the gene Ice2, whose product is annotated as little elongation complex subunit 2. The coding region runs from base 213 to 2444 and encodes 743 amino acids. The record is from RefSeq and is a predicted model, not a curated record. Gene Ontology annotation, cellular component: transcription elongation factor complex. The transcript has 2 exons. NCBI's taxonomy places the organism in Eukaryota, Metazoa, Arthropoda, Insecta, Diptera, Dolichopodidae. Gene Ontology annotation, biological process: positive regulation of transcription by RNA polymerase III; snRNA transcription by RNA polymerase II; snRNA transcription by RNA polymerase III.
UAAAAAUAAAUUUGAUUUGAUCUUUGCUUUUAAGAAUUGAACUGUGAAAUAUACUGUGAAGGCAAUUAUUUUAAAACAGUUACACGUAAAUGGAAACGUUUAAAUUAUGACAACAAAGAAUAUAAAAAAAAAUAUACAAAAAGGAUCUAGUAAUUUAAAUAAAUAAGUAUUUCGAACAGUUUAUUUGUCAACUAUAAUAUUAUCUUUGAAUUAUGGAGAACUUUGAAAAAUUGAAAUGGCUUUAUAAUAGUACCCCAGUGGCUACAGACGAAAAAAUAAAUUUUUAUUAUUCUUUCAAUGAUUGUGGAACGAAAGAUAUUGUGUUUUGUCAUUUGAAUGAAAUUGAUCCAAUGUUAUUAGAUGAUAAUGAAGAAUUGGAUAAUUUGAGUGCUGCAAUGGUAUCUGACCAUAUAAUAGACCCCCGGAACAACAACAUUAUACAUAACUUAACAAAUGAUUUUUCAGAAAAAUGCCGCUUCGAAAGAAGAAGUAAUUUUUUUAAAAAUUUUCCACAGGUAUCUACCUUAUCGAGGGAAGAGCAUAUUGCUUGCUUGCGGUACUUAAAAGCUAAAAAACAAAAAAAAGAACCUAAAGGUGAUGAUGUAAAAGCAUUUGAACAAACUAAAGAUAAACGCGAAGCAGAGUACAAAAUAUAUUCAGAUUUUAUAAGAAGUUACGUUUUAGCAAAUCCGUACAAGUCUUUCAAAGAUUUUGAAAUUUUAUAUAGAAAUAUUUUACAGUAUUUUGAAAAAACAAAUUUAUCGGAUGUUUUUGGUCUUGAAGCUGGAUUGCCGAUUUUAAGUAACAUUACACCAAAGAAUGAGGUUAGCUGGGAAUGUAACCAAACGUUAGUUUCUAUACAAGGAUUCUUUCCUAGUUUAAAAAAAUAUUUUGAUAUUUAUAAAAUAAGGAUAGACUUAGUAAGUUAUUUGAAUAAUUUAGAUGAAUUUCUAUCUCAUCCAUUCAAAAAUAAUAUUAAACACAUAGAUACAGAGUACGAUUUAAGAAUUUCGGAACAGGCUUUAAGCUUAAUCAUGGGAAUAUCUAACGAAACUGACUAUGAAAUUGAAAUACCAAUAGAUAUAAAGAAUAGUCAAAUAACAAUUUUUCAACCUCUUCCAAGCCGGUAUUUUAAUAAUAAUACCAAUACGUUCGUUUUUGAUAUUCUGCUCCGAAAUUUUAUUAAUAAAAGACAUAAAAACUCUUAUAAAAAAUUUGAAAAUGGAUCAUAUUUAACAAUCUCAAAUAAUACAGAAGUAAUUGAUGCAGUUGAUUUAGCUCAAAAUUAUAAACUUCAUCCUAUAGACAAGUAUUUAAAAAAAAGUUAUGUUGAAGAUUUUAUGUCGAAUCAUAUAACCUCUAAAAUAACUCUCAAUGAAUCGAAUACGGAACCGGUAAAUGUGUUGAUUGAUUUCAAAAACAUGGGUUAUCUGGAUGAUAAUAAUAAAAUUGUUAAUUUAAGUUGUAAAUUAGAAUAUAAAAAAAAAUUUGGAUUUGAAAAAAUGACAUCUAAUGAAUUAUUAACCGAAUAUAUUAGAGCAUAUUUUAUACCAAAUUCAUCUACUGUAAGAUAUCGUAUAGAUGCGGACACUUUCGAAGUAGUAGAUUCAUCGAAGGUGACGAAAAAUGAGAUUGCGGAUGAUUUACUUGAGUUGUACAAUAUGAAAAUUUCAGUGUUAUUAAGUAAAUUACAAGAAUUUGUACGCAUGCUUAAAAAUUUUCCUGAUGGAAGUUAUUUUUUAAAAUACAGUCCGAAAUUCAAUGGUAAAUUUUUUGUGUAUGGCAAAAAUAAUUUAGUAAAUGCUAAAACAAUUUCAAUUGAAUCAUUGUAUAAAAAUGUUGGCCUAACAAUACAAAAUAAUUUUAUUCCAAUUGAUAACACGUUAUGCAUUCGUGUUGUGCACGAUGUAUUAAAAAUUAUUCCAGGAUGUUUUCCACCUUGGGGAAAAUGUAAAAAGAAAUCAACUUUUAGUAAUGAUAGAGAUAAAAUAAUCAAAAAAGCCUUAGAUGAAAAAGACAAAAAAGAAAAAACUUUAUUAGAAAAGAAACGAAAAUCGAAACAACAAAAAAAGCGCUUAAAACGAUUAAAGCGACAGAAAAUCAAAAGUAAAAUUGCAAAAGUUGUGGAAGAAGAAGACGAGCUGAAAUAUACUAAUUCAUUAAUUGAAAAAUAUGCUGAAAGUAGGCCUAUUAAUACAGAUUAUUUUACCUUAAGUCAGGAAAACAAUAAAAAAAUAAGUAAAGUAAAUGACGAUUUUAAUCUUGAUAAAUAUUUAUCAGAAGCUGCAGGACCAUCCAGUUGCCAAAAGAAUUUAACACGAGAAGAAUAUUUAGAAAUGAAAAAGACGAAUCAUACCAAGUUUGUAAAUUCUUCAGAGAUUGAAUCAAGAAAAGCUAAUUUAAUAUGUAAAAAUAGCAAUGGAAUAGUAAAAUUAAUAAAUUAGU